Molecule: messenger RNA, 870 nt
Organism: Mytilus trossulus (common blue mussel)
Lineage: Eukaryota; Metazoa; Mollusca; Bivalvia; Mytilida; Mytilidae
Product: putative nuclease HARBI1
Exons: 1
Coding region: 1-870 (289 amino acids)
Source: RefSeq, a predicted model, not a curated record
AUGUUUGUUCCCGAAGUCUGCCAAGCCAUUGUAGACGAAUAUAAAGUCGAAGCAAUUUCUUGUCCCACCACACAGCGCGAAUGGCGUGAUAUUGAUGAAGAGUUCCAACGAAAAUGGAAUGUUCCACAUGCCUGUGGUGCUCUCGAUGGCAAACAUAUAGCCAUUAGAUGUCCUUCAAAUACAGGAUCACUCUUUCAUAAUUACAAGGGAUUUUUCUCAGUGGUUCUUCUUGCAUUAGUUGACGCGGAUUACAAGUUUUUGUGGAUUGACAUUGGUGGUUGUGGAUCAAUGUCUGAUGCUCAGAUCUACAACAAUUCUGAACUUAAAGAGUGCUUGGAAGAAGAAACGAUUGGCUUCCCAGACCCGGAUCCAAUGCCGAACGAUGACAAAAAUGUGCCAUAUUUCAUUCUUGGAGAUGACGCUUUUGGUUUGAGAACAUAUCUGAUGAAGCCUUAUUCUCAACGAGGCUUAACAGAUGAACAAUUGAUAACUAAUUACAGAAUAUCGAGAGGAAGACGUGUGGUUAAAAACGCAUUUGGUAUACUGGCCCAACGAUGGCAAUUAUUACUUACCACCAUGAUGCAGCAGCCAAAUGUAGUACGAAACAUUGUCGAGUGUUGCGUUUGUCUGCACAAUGUGAUGAGACUACGAUAUCCAACACAACAGAACGCGAAACUUGACAUGGAAAAUGACCAGCAUGACUUGAUUCCGGGCUUAUGGCGAGCGACCGCAAAUAUGUGUGAAUUAAACAUGGUAAUUGGACCAAACAGAGACACCGUAGCUGCAAAGAAGCAAAGGGAAUACCUUCGACUAUAUUUCAAUAGUCAAGCUGGCUCAGUUCCUUGGCAAAACUGCAUGAUAAGUGCAUAG